AUGUCGUGGAAACGAUUGGUCUUCCGUAAGUCCGUUGACCAAAUGGUUCUUGAAACAAAAGAAAAUGUUUUUAAUCGGCCAUUGAACUUUCUUCAUUUGAAUACAUUAGGAUUGGGGGCAAUUAUCGGUGCUGGUAUAUUUGUUUUAAGUGGUGAAGCUGCGGCAAACGUUGCUGGACCAUCAAUUAUUGUUUCUUAUUGUAUUGCAGCAGUGGUAGCUGCUCUGGCUGCGCUCUCUUAUUGUGAAAUGGCUUCGAUGGUACCGAUCUCUGGCUCGUCGUAUUCAUAUGUCUAUACGACAAUGGGUGAGUUUGCUGGUUGGCUGGUAGGAUGGGAUUUGUGUCUUGAAUAUAUGAUGGGUGUCUCUGUUGUGGCUGUUGGCUGGUCGGGUUACGUAGCUUCAUUUAUUAGAUUAUUGUUUUCAACAGGAAUCGAACAUCGAAUCCUCGAUGCGCCACUUAACUGGAAUGACACGACACAGAGUUUUUAUUGGAAUGGAUCAUACUUCAACUUACCUGCCAUUCUCAUUAUUAUAGCAUUAACGGCUCUUCUAGUUUACGAUAUUGAUGUUUCUGCCACAUUUAACAGCAUUAUAGUCCUACUUAAAAUAGUCAUUAUGCUUAUAUUUAUCACCGCCUGUAUUAAAUUUAUUAAUCCCAAAAACUAUCGUCCAUUUAUUCCUAAAAAUCUGGGCGGUAAUAAGUAUGGUGUAAUUGGGAUGUUUCAUGCUUCGACCAUUGUCUUUUUCUCGUUUAUUGGCUUUGAUGCUAUAACAACAGCGGCACAAGAAACAAAAAAAGAAUCACAAAAUACACUUGCGAUUAGUAUCAUGACAUCAUUAAUGGUUUCAACUGUUCUGUAUCUUGGUUUUAUUUCGGUGCUUGUUGGAGUUGUCUCGUACGAAUCACUCAAUGUUCAUAACCCAAUUUCGACUGUUACACGAGCAAUGAACAUGAAAUGGCUUGAAAUUACGGUAGAUGUAGGUGCUAUAUUGGGCUUGACUUCGGUAACCCUAGUUAAUUUAUUUGCGCAACCACGAAUUUUAUAUGUUAUGUCAAAAGAUGGUUUAUUACCAAAAUUUUUUUCUAAACUACGUUCAACAAAGCAAAAGAAAGCAAAAAAUUUACCAACAGCAUCCGACCAAACGCGUGUCGAUGUAGACGAAUCAAUAUCAAAUCCUCCAGCCGUGAUAAGAGCUACUUCUACUAAACCUCAAAAUGCACAACCACAAACUCUGGGAUCACCGUAUGCAGCCACAAUUGUUACAGGGGUUAUUUGUGCAUUAGUCGCUGGUUUUGUUCCAAUUAACUUUUUAGCUGAAAUUACUUCAGUGGUUACGACGCUUAAAGGUCAAGAGACUCAUACCGGAGAAACAACAGCGCAACCUCCUCGAAUAGUCAUGGAUUUAACUAUCGUGCAUGCAACAAUUCGCUAA
Molecule: messenger RNA, 1434 nt
Organism: Didymodactylos carnosus
Lineage: Eukaryota; Metazoa; Rotifera; Eurotatoria; Philodinida; Philodinidae
Source: the annotation of a GenBank genome assembly